Brassica rapa (field mustard) is the source of this 3006-nucleotide messenger RNA. Its product is annotated as sphingoid long-chain bases kinase 1. Gene Ontology annotation, molecular function: ceramide kinase activity. Gene Ontology annotation, biological process: ceramide metabolic process; phosphorylation. NCBI's taxonomy places the organism in Eukaryota, Viridiplantae, Streptophyta, Magnoliopsida, Brassicales, Brassicaceae. The record is from RefSeq and is a predicted model, not a curated record.
AAAAUAUUGGAAAUAAAAGUCCAAAAAAGGCUACGCAGUGUGGAAAUAAACCCGAAAAGGAGGAAGGAUGGGGCCAUAGCCUUUCUGCUGUGGAGUCGUUAUCCAAAUCGGAAGCGAAUAGACUCGACUCAUCUCCGCCAUCAUCACCGUCUUCUUCUUAUCUCUCUCUCUCCGUCGCCAGACGCUUCUCAGAUCCUCCGAUCCGGCAGCGUUUCAUCAAUCUCCGCCUAGAGACCAAGGAAGGAAAGCUUGCGAAAUCGCGUAAUCGAAUCUGAUAACGUAGCUAAGAGUUUUUCGACGGUUUGGAUUAGGAAUGGUUUCGCUGCCAUCUGUGUGUUGAAUCGUUUGUUUGUGUAUGCCUCCCGAUCAGCGAGUCUCAGGGAACCACAGAGAGAUUAGCUUAACGAUAUGCAGAACAGUGGUGUGAAUCGUACUCCUUCGUUAAAAGUAGCCAUCCCUCAGGGGUCACAACAGUCGCUUAGGCGUUUAGGAGGACUCUGCUCUCAGAUAGCCACGGGAGGAUCUCAGCAGUCUUCCCCCGUUGUAUUCCCCGAGAAGCGGAGCAAGAAGGUGAAGGCGUCUUCUAGACGCGGCGAGAUUAGUACUGAUCAUCCAGAGGUGAAACCGAAAGCUGAUGAGCAUAGGAUUGAUAUUGGUGGAGGAGGGGAUGAGAAGUCUGAUUUGUUAGGUAGUCUUGUUUACUCAGGGAAGCUUUUGUUAGUCAAGAGAGGGAAGGAUGCAACAUCUGCAACUGACGUGUUUAACAAGAAAGCAGUUGAUGCAAGGCUUACUAGGAGGGCUUUGGUUUGGGGCUCUAACGUGCUACAGCUUGAUGAUGUUGUCUCGUUGACAUACAAUGUGGGUCUCAAGCAUUUCACCGUUCAUGGUUAUCCAGUGGGCAAGGGUUGCUUCACGAAACCAAAGAGAAGCCGCAAAGAUUUUCGUUUCAUCGCACCUACGGUAGAAGAAGCAGUUCAGUGGGUGGCUAGUUUUGCAGAUCAGCAGUGUUUUAUCAACUGUUUGCCGCAUCCUUUAGUCUCGAAGAAACAGGAUUCGUCUGAAUUGUUUUCGGUUCCUAUCGAUACUCCUCCUGAGUUGGUCUUCAGGUGUAAGAGUGCACCUAAGAUGCUUGUCAUAUUGAACCCUAGGUCAGGGCAUGGACGAUCUAUCAAAGUUUUCAAUGAUGUAGUGGAGCCAAUUUUUAAGCUGGCCGGGAUUAAGAUGGAGGUUGUCAAAACAAAUAAAGCGGGUCAUGCGAGAGAGUUGGCUUCCACUGUCGAUAUUAGCUUAUGCUCAGACGGUAUAAUUUGUGUUGGAGGUGACGGAAUCAUCAAUGAGGUUCUUAAUGGUCUACUUACUCGAAGUAAUCAGAAAGAAGGGGUUUCUAUCCCAAUUGGAAUAGUUCCUGCUGGCUCUGAUAACUCGUUAGUUUGGACUGUUCUUGGUGUUAGAGAUCCUAUUUCUGCAGCACUCUCUAUUGUGAAGGGUGGCCUAACAGCUACUGAUGUCUUUGCUGUUGAAUGGAUUCAUACGGGUGUAGUACACUUUGGAAUGACUGUUUCCUACUAUGGUUUUGUUAGCGAUGUUCUGGAGCUCUCUGAGAAAUAUCAAAAACGCUUUGGUCCUAUGCGUUAUUUAGUAGCUGGAUUUCUCAAGUUCAUGUGUUUGCCAAAGUAUAGCUACGAAGUGGAAUAUCUUCCAGCGCAAAAAGAGGAUGCAGAAGGCAAAACUAGUCUUGAAAAGGAAGUUGUUGAUGUGCAAGAUCUCUACACGGAUGUAAUGAGGAGAUCAAGCAAAGAAGGAUUACCUAGAGCCUCCAGUUUAUCAAGCAUCGACUCUAUAAUGACCCCAGGCGCAGGCGAACUAGACAGAUGUAGCAGCACACAUGCCAGCGCCGAGCCAUCUGAAUAUGUUCGCGGAAUAGAUCCUAAAAUGAAGCGCAUGUCCUCUGGCAGAAGAGAUAUGGCAGCUGAGCCAGAGGUUAUUCAUUCUCAAGGACAGUCAACGACCCCUAAUUGGCCAAGGACAAGGUCAAAGUCAAGAACAGAUAAAGCAUGGAUGGGGUUAACAUCCGUGCAGGAUCCUCCUCCAAAUCGAUGCUCCUGGGGAAACACCGGUGCUCACGACAGAGAAGAUAUUUCAUCUACUGUAUCCGACCCGGGUCCGAUAUGGGAUGCGGGACCCAAAUGGGACAGUGAACCAUCUGCUUGGGAUGUAGAGAACUCGAUCGAGCUGCCAGGUCCUCCAGAGGAUAUAGAGACGGGACUGAGGAAGCAAAGCGUGACACCGAGAUUCGAAAAUAAAUGGGUUGCUAGAAAGGGACAUUUCCUAGGCAUCAUGGUCUGUAACCACGCUUGUCGGACCGUGCAAAGCUCUCAAGUGGUGGCUCCCAAUUCAGAACAUGACGAUGGUACAAUGGACAUGCUCUUGGUUCACGGGUGUGGGAGACUGAGGUUAAUUAGGUUUUUUAUCCUUCUGCAAACCGGUCGACACCUUUCGCUUCCUUAUGUUGAGUGUGUAAAGGUGAAGUCGGUGAAGAUAAAGGCGGGAAAACAGACGCAUGACAGUUGUGGUAUAGACGGAGAGCUGUUUGCAUUGAAUGGAGAAGUGAUAUCGAGUAUGCUACCGGAACAAUGCAGAUUGAUCGGUAAUGCUCCUGAACGACAUUAGUAGUUAAUUAAAAUCUCAUCAAAUUAUGUGGAUGGAAGGAAAGAAAGAGGGAGAGUCCAGGUGGUGUCUAUAGGAUUCCUUUUUUGGUGGUGGUUUUUGUUCUGGUCGGCGGCGUCAGUAGCUUUGUGAUAACGAGGAAUAAGAUUGAGAGUAUGAAACUGUGAUCACCAUCCUUCCCUUUGUAUAUUCUUUUGCCCUUUCUCAAUGUGUGUGUUUGAAUAUAUAUAGAUAUGUACUAGAUCACAUGUGUUAUCCAACAAUUGUUCGUGUGUUUCGCUUGAAUAUGCCAACACUGACAGGUUUAUAUAAUGGGUAAGGCCGGUUUAGUUAUAUGUA